GAAUAUGGAGACUAUAUACUCUCCAUAUAUACUUCCGUAUAUAGUCUCCAUACAUGGGAAAUAGAAACUUUAUUUUUCGUGUUUACUAAAUAAAUUUUUUAAAAAAUGCGGGUUAAUGUUUACUAAAUUACUUACUGUAAACCAAAAUAAACAAUAUUUUUUGCGAAUAUAAAAUGGUUGUGAAUUGACGAAAAUUUUAACAAAAUAAAUUACAUAUUUUUCAUUAAUAAUUAUGAAUUCAAAAACAACAAUUUUUAAUUUGUUUUCAUCGAGAUUGAAAAAUGUUAUUUUUAAUAAUCAGAUUAAAAAAAACCAAAAAUGUUGCAAUUACAUUAUCGGAAAAUUUUAUUCAUCAGACAAAGAUGAAUUAAAGGAAUACAAAACACCUGUAGAAAAUAUACGUAAUUUUAGUAUAAUUGCUCAUGUAGAUCAUGGUAAAAGUACAUUAGCCGAUAGAUUGUUAGAAAUAACCGGAGCGAUAAGACGAAAUUCCGGUGCGCAGGUACUGGAUAAACUACAAGUUGAAAAAGACCGGGGCAUUACUGUCAAAGCGCAGACAGUGUCAUUGAAGUAUAAUUACAAAGGUACUGAAUAUUUAUUGAAUUUAAUAGACACACCCGGACACGUGGAUUUUGCAACAGAAGUGCAUCGGUCGCUAGCAGCCUGUCAGGGCGUAAUUUUGCUAGUAGACGCAAAUGAUGGUGUCCAGGCACAGACAGUCGCUAAUUUUUAUCUGGCGUUUGGUCGCGAUCUUGUAAUAUUACCGGUUAUAAAUAAAAUUGAUUUAAAAAAUGCAAAUCCUGACCGUGUUGUCAAGCAACUGGAGACUCUGUUUGACAUUGAGGCUGAUAGUGUACUAAAAAUAUCGGCUAAAAUGGGUAUCAAUGUUGACAAAGUCCUUGAAACUAUUGUUGAAAAAAUUCCACCCCCGCCUGUCGAUCGCAAGAAACCGUUUCGCGCUCUGAUUUUUGACAGCUGGUUCGAUCGGUACAAAGGCGCGAUUGCUUUGAUUUAUGUUUCUGAAGGAUCUUUGUCGGUUAAACAAUACCUUACUUCCGUUCAUACGGGAAAAUCUUACGAAGUAAAGAACAUCAUGCUUUUGAGACCGGAAGAAGAGAAUGUCAAGACACUUUUUGCAGGUCAAGUGGGGUGUGUUGCUUGCAACAUGAGAACUACCAAAGAAGCUUUCAUCGGUGACACUCUACACUUAAAAAACCAACCAGUUGAACCACUUGUUGGUUUUAAUCCACCAAAAGCUAUGGUCUUUGCUGGCGUUUACCCCAUGGAUCAGUCACAACACGUCGCGUUGAGAGGCGCGAUUGAAAAACUUGUAUUAAAUGAUAGCGCUGUUAGUAUGACUAUCGAGACGAGUCCAGCACUCGGACUAGGAUGGAGACUGGGUUUUCUGGGAUUACUCCACAUGGAAGUAUUUUGUCAACGACUUGAACAAGAGCAUGAAGCUGCUCCAAUAAUGACAGCGCCCAGUGUUACGUACAAAGCUAGAAUAACUGGUAAACAAAAUAUAAAAGAUUACGGUGGUGAUGAAAUUUAUUUCAAUAAUCCAAGUAAAUUUCCACCACCACAAAGCGUCAUCGAAUUUUUUGAACCCAUGGUACUGGGUACCAUCAUAACCCCUGACGAAUAUUUAGGCGGCAUCGUGAGUCUUUGUUUAGAAAAAAGGGGAGUUGAACAAUCUACCAAGCGCAUUGAUAAAGAUCGAUUAGUAUUGCAAUUUAUUUUACCAUUGAAUGAAGUAAUAAUUGAUUUUCACGAUACAUUGAAGUCAUUGAGUUCUGGCUACGCUAGUUUUGAUUACGAAGAUAAUGGCUAUCAGAAAACGGAUCUUGUUAAAUUGAAUGUUUUACUCAAUGGACGUCUAAUUGAAGAAUUGAGUACAAUCGUUCAUGCAUCGAAAGCCACUGACAUCGCUAAGCGCAUGGGUACUAAAUUAUUAGAUAUUAUACCGAGACAGCAAUUUUUAGUCGCCAUUCAAAUUACUGUCGGAGCUAAAGUAUUGGCCAGAGAAAAUCUAAAACCUUUUAGAAAAGACGUUACCGGAAAAUUGAAAUCUGGAGGCGAUGUAUUACGAAGAAGAAAACUUCUUCAGCAACAGAAUGAAGGGAAAAAGAAAUUGAGGAUGGUUGGAGAUAUCAGUUUACCGAGAGAAACAUUUAUUGAUGUUUUGAAAAGAUAAACAAAAUAAAAUUUAUAAUAAACUUACGAUUGUAUAAUUUAUUAUUGUGUAGAUAUAUUUUAUUUGGAAAAAUAUUUAUAAUAAUAUUUUAUCAAUAUUUAUAAGCAUUAAAAUAAAAUUGAAGUAUUCUAAAUU
Molecule: messenger RNA, 2329 nt
Organism: Microplitis mediator
Lineage: Eukaryota; Metazoa; Arthropoda; Insecta; Hymenoptera; Braconidae
Gene: waw
Product: translation factor GUF1 homolog, mitochondrial
Exons: 7
Coding region: 233-2194 (653 amino acids)
Biological process (GO): positive regulation of translation
Cellular component (GO): mitochondrion
Molecular function (GO): GTPase activity; GTP binding; mitochondrial ribosome binding
Source: RefSeq, a predicted model, not a curated record